This is a messenger RNA of Arxiozyma heterogenica, 4977 nucleotides long. RefSeq names its product DNA-directed RNA polymerase I core subunit RPA190 (gene RPA190). The transcript has a single exon. NCBI's taxonomy places the organism in Eukaryota, Fungi, Ascomycota, Saccharomycetes, Saccharomycetales, Saccharomycetaceae. Gene Ontology annotation, molecular function: DNA binding. The coding region runs from base 1 to 4977 and encodes 1658 amino acids. Gene Ontology annotation, cellular component: RNA polymerase I complex. The record is from RefSeq and is a predicted model, not a curated record. Gene Ontology annotation, biological process: DNA-templated transcription.
AUGGAUAUCUCUAAGCCAGUUGGAUCUGAGAUUACUUCUGUAAACUUUAGUGUUCUUUCUGCUAAAGAGAUUAGAUCUCUUUCUGUUAAACAGAUCACUAAUCCAACAGUCUUAGACAACCUAGGUCAUCCAAUCUCUGGUGGGUUGUAUGAUCUUUCUUUGGGUGCCUUUUUGAGAAAUCUUUGUUCUACCUGUGGUUUAGAUGAAAAAUUUUGUCCAGGUCAUUUGGGUCACAUUGAAUUACCUGUACCAUGUUAUAAUCCAUUAUUUUUUAAUCAAUUAUACAUUUAUUUAAGAGCGUCAUGUCUUUACUGUCAUCAUUUCAGACUGAAUUCUUUAGCUGUUAAUGCUUAUGCUUUGAAGUUGAAGUUAUUACAAUACGGUCUUAUCGAUGAAGCCUACAAAUUAGAUGAUAUUAAAUUGAGUGCUGUGACUUUAAGUAACACACAAAGUAAACAAGAUGGAGAUGGGGUUGAAGAAGCAGAAAAUGAUGAUGAAUCAAACAAUAAAAAUAAUGAAGCUGAUAAUAAAAAGUUAAUGAUCAAACGUAAAGAAUAUGUAGAACUUUGUAUUGCUAAAGCCUUAUCUGAAGGUAGAACUACUGAAAGAGGUACCUUCACAGCUACUGUCAACGCUGAAAGAAAGCAAUUGAUCCAUGACUUCCAUAAAAGAUUAUUAUCCAGACCAAAGUGUGAUAAUUGUGGUAUGUAUUCACCAAAAUUUAGAAAGGAUGGAUUUACUAAAAUCUUUGAGACAGCUUUAAACGAAAAACAAUUGACUAAUAACAGGGUUAAGGGCUUUAUUCGUCAAGAUAUGAUCAAGAAACAACAACAAGCUAAGAAAUUGGAUGGUGAAAAAGUCGAUGAGUCUGCUGAUUUCAACAUUGGUAGAAAUCCUUCCACUAGACCAAAGACUGGUUCCACUUACAUUCUAUCAACAGAAGUUAGAAACAUUUUAAAUGCAGUCUUUAGAACUGAACAACAAGUAUUACAAUAUGUUUUUCAUGCUAGACCAAAUCUAUCUAGGAAAUAUGUUACAGCUAACAGUUUUUUCAUGGAUGUUCUUGUUGUUCCACCAACCAGAUUCCGUUUACCAUCUAAAUUAGGAGAUGAAGUCCACGAAAAUAGUCAAAAUCAAUUAUUAUCUAAAGUUUUAACUACUUCUUUAUUGAUUAGAGAUUUGAACGAAGAAAUGUCAAAAUUACAAAAGGAUAAGGUUUCCGUUGAAGACAGAAGAAUUAUCUUUGCAAGAUUGAUGAAUGCUUUUGUUACUAUACAAAAUGAUGUUAACGCAUUCAUUGAUUCUUCUAAAGCUCAAAGUAAUAAUGCCAAAGUCCCUAUUCCUGGUGUUAAGCAAGCUUUGGAAAAGAAGGAAGGUUUGUUUAGAAAACAUAUGAUGGGUAAACGUGUCAAUUAUGCUGCUCGUUCAGUUAUUUCACCAGAUCCUAAUAUUGAGACAAACGAAAUUGGUGUCCCACCUGUUUUUGCCACAAAAUUAACAUACCCAGAACCUGUUACUUCCUAUAACAUUGCUGAAUUGCGUCAAGCUGUCAUUAAUGGUCCAGAUAAGUGGCCAGGUGCUAUCCAAGUCCAAAAUGAAGAUGGUUCUUUAUUAUCUUUGGUUGGUAUGUCUUUGGAACAACGUAAAGCUGUUGCUAAUCAGUUAAUGACUCCAUCCUCUCAUGAUGGCGUCACUCAUACAUUAAACAAGAAAGUUUACCGUCAUAUCAAGAAUAGAGAUAUUGUGAUCAUGAACCGUCAACCAACUUUACACAAAGCAUCGAUGAUGGGUCAUAAAGUUAGAGUCCUACCUGGUGAAAAGACCUUGCGUUUACAUUAUGCAAAUACUGGUGCUUAUAAUGCAGAUUUUGACGGUGACGAAAUGAAUAUGCAUUUCCCACAAAAUGAAAAUGCAAGAGCUGAAGCUUUCAACUUGGCAAACACCGAUUCUCAAUAUUUGACUCCAACUUCUGGUUCUCCUGUUAGAGGUUUGAUUCAAGAUCAUAUUUCUGCUGGUGUUUGGUUAACUAAUAAGGAUUCUUUCUUUACUAGGGAGCAAUAUCAACAAUAUAUUUACAGUUGUAUUAGACCUGAAGAUGGUCAUUCCACUAGACCAAAGUUACUCACAGUGCCACCUGCUAUCAUGAAACCUGUGCCAUUAUGGACCGGUAAGCAAAUUAUUACUACUGUUUUAUUGAAUAUUACUCCUGCUGAUAUGCCAGGUAUUAAUUUAACUUCCACUAAUAAGAUUAAAAAUGAGUACUGGGGUAAGAAGUCUAAUGAAAACCAAGUUAUUUUUAAGAAUGGUGAAUUGCUAUGUGGUAUCCUAGAUAAAAACCAAUAUGGUGCCUCUAAAUACGGUAUUGUUCAUUCAAUGCAUGAGAUUUAUGGCCCUGAGGUUGCUGCUAAGACCUUGUCAGUUUUAGGUAGACUUUUUACUAACUACAUUAUGAAUACAGCAUUUACUUGUGGUAUGGAUGAUUUACGUUUAACAGCUGAAGGUAAUAGAUGGAGAUCUGAUAUUUUGAAAUCGUCAGUUGAUACUGGUCGUGAAGCAGCUGCAGAAGUUACUAACUUAGAUAAAGAUACCCCAGCUGAUGAUGCUGAAUUAUUGAAGCGUUUAGAAGAAAUUUUACGUGACAACAAUAAAUCAGGUAUUCUUGAUGCAAUUACUUCUUCUAAGGUCAACGCUAUCACAUCUAAGGUCGUUUCCACUUGUGUUCCUGCUGGUACUAUGAAGAAGUUUCCAUACAAUUCUAUGCAAGCUAUGGCUUUAUCUGGUGCUAAAGGUUCCAAUGUUAACGUUUCUCAAAUCAUGUGUUUGUUAGGUCAACAAGCUUUAGAAGGUAGAAGAGUUCCUGUUAUGGUAAGUGGUAAAACUUUACCAUCUUUCAAACCAUAUGAAACUGAUGCUAUGGCAGGUGGUUACAUCAAAGGUCGUUUCUAUUCUGGUAUUAAACCACAAGAGUAUUACUUCCACUGUAUGGCUGGUCGUGAAGGUUUAAUUGACACUGCUGUGAAGACAUCUCGAUCAGGUUAUUUACAACGUUGUUUGACCAAGCAGUUGGAAGGUGUCCAUAUCUCAUACGAUAAUACUGUAAGAGACGCAGAUGGUACUUUAAUUCAAUUCUUGUAUGGUGGUGAUGCUAUUGAUGUCACAAAAGAAUCCCACAUGACUAAGUUUGACUUCUGUUUGGAAAAUUACGAGGCUUUAUUAAAGAAAUAUAACCCAUCUGCCUUAAUUGAGCAUUUGGAUGUUGAGACUGCAUUGAAGUACUCUAAGAAGAGUUUGAAAUAUAGAAGAAAGCAUAGUAAGGAACCACAUUACCAACAAGUUCUUAAAUAUGAUCCAGUGUUAUCCAAAUAUAAUCCAGCAAAAUAUUUGGGUUCGGUGUCCGAGAAAUUCCAAGACAAAUUAGAAAGUUUCUUGGAUAACAAUUCUAAAUUAUUUAAGUCCUAUGAUAAUAUCAAUGAAAAAAAAUUCAGAGCAUUGAUGCAAUUGAAAUAUAUGCGUUCAUUAAUUAACCCAGGUGAGGCUGUAGGUAUUAUUGCUUCUCAAUCUGUUGGUGAACCAUCGACACAAAUGACAUUGAACACUUUCCAUUUUGCUGGUCACGGUGCAGCUAAUGUUACUUUGGGUAUUCCACGUAUGAGAGAAAUCAUUAUGACCGCAUCCGCUGCUAUUAAGACACCUCAAAUGACGUUACCAAUUUUAGAUGAUGUUAGUGAUGAACAAGCUGAAUUGUUUAGUAAAUCUAUCUCUAAAGUUUUGCUAUCUGAAAUGAUAGAUAAGGUUACUGUCACUGAAACAUCUGUUUCUUCUACGUCACAAGCUGCAGCUCGUGCUUACGCCAUUAAUAUGAAAUUCUUUGAUGCUGAAGAAUACCUUGAGGAAUAUGACGUUUCAAAGGAAGAAUUACAAGAGGCCAUCUCUAAGAGUUUCUUGACCUUAUUGGAAGCUGCUAUUUUGAAGGAAAUUAGAAAGCAAAAGAAAUUAGGUGGACCUGAUAUUGCUACUGCUGUUCCAUCGUUAGACAAGGUUUCAGAAGUGUCAAGUAAAAAGCUGGAUGAAGAUGGUGAUGAAGAAGAAUAUCAUAAGAAGACAAAGGAGGCUGUUUCAUAUGAAGAACCAGAUGAAGAUGAAAUUGAAACCAUGAGACAGGCUGAGAAAUCCUCUGACGAAGAAGAUUUCGAUUCUGAUAAGGAUUCUUCUGAUGAUGAAAGCAAGAAUGAAGUGGAUGAAGAUGGUGAUAUUGAUAUGGAAGAAGAUUUGAAGAGACAUAUUGAAGAAGCUAACAAGCACAUGACUAAGUUACAACGUGACCGUCAAUCUGCUAUCAUUGCAAGCCACAGAUUUGUUACUAGAUAUAAUUUUGAUGAUGCUGAAGGUAAAUGGUGUGAAUUUAGAAUUGAACUAUCUGCAGACACUGAAAAGUUAUUAAUGGUUAAUAUUGUAGAAGAUAUCUGUAAGAAAUCCAUUAUUAGACAAGUCUCACACAUUGACCGUUGUGUCCAUCCGCAAGCUGAAAAUGGCAGACGUGUUUUAGUAACUGAGGGUGUUAAUUUUCAAGCCAUGUGGGACCAAGAAGACUUCAUUAAUGUUGACAAGAUUACUUCCAACGAUGUUGCUUCAGUAUUGAGAGUUUAUGGUGUAGAGGCAGCCAGAAAUACCAUUGUUAAUGAAAUUAACAACGUUUUCUCUCGUUAUGCUAUUUCUGUUUCCUUCCGUCAUUUAGAUUUGAUUGCUGAUAUGAUGACAAGACAAGGUACAUAUCUUGCCUUUAACAGACAAGGUAUGGAAACCUCUACUUCUUCUUUAAUGAAGAUGUCCUAUGAAACUACAUGUCAAUUCUUGACGAAGGCAGUAUUAGACAAUGAAUGUGAAGAAUUGAAAUCACCAUCUGCAAGAAUUGUUCUUGGUAAGUUGAACAAUGUGGGUACUGGUGCAUUUGAUAUCUUAGCUCAAGUACCAGCUUAA